Messenger RNA from Aethalodelphis obliquidens (Pacific white-sided dolphin), 13308 nucleotides. RefSeq names its product pseudouridine synthase 7 like (gene PUS7L). Gene Ontology annotation, molecular function: RNA binding; pseudouridine synthase activity. The transcript has 11 exons. NCBI's taxonomy places the organism in Eukaryota, Metazoa, Chordata, Mammalia, Artiodactyla, Delphinidae. Gene Ontology annotation, biological process: pseudouridine synthesis. Bases 269 to 2377 code for a protein of 702 amino acids. Gene Ontology annotation, cellular component: nucleus. The record is from RefSeq and is a predicted model, not a curated record.
CUCUUUUAAGGCUCUUCUUUAAGUGGGAGCCUGGCCCUUUAAAUAGUCCGUGUCGGAGGCCAUUUUAAGGCUUCCGGUCAUGCGCACAGCGUAGUUCAGAGGAAUGCCUUCACCUGGACGUAAGGAACAGUUGGCACAAAGGAACUGAAGAAGGCCAGUGAAGCUGGAGUGUAGUGGAUAAUGGGAAAAAGGUACAAGAUAAAUUUGGAGAAUAGACAGAGUCCAGGAUCUUAGAAGUCUUCGGAAGCCAGGGCAUUGUUAUUUGAGAAUGGAAGAGGAUACAGAUUUUAGAAUCAGGUUUAGUUCUCUUUGUUUCAUUACAGAUCACGUGGGAUUUCAUGGCACCAUAAAAAGCUCACCAAGUGACUUUGUUGUUAUUGAGAUUGAUGAACAGGGACAGUUAGUUAAUAAAGCCAGUGAUGAACCUAUUCACAAGGUUAAUAAAAUACUACCUGUGCCAAAUAAUUUGGCUAAAAAAACAAACCUAGAUCCUCAAAAUUUAUCCUUUGACGAGAGAAGCAAUCAAGAAGUCAGUACUUUGGCUGGGUGCUCUGGUGAUGACCAAAAUUAUGAGCCUGGUUCAGAAAAGGAAGACACUAUCGAAGAUGGAACUUCCAAAGGUGAAGAAGAAAACAUUGAUGUGUUAGGAUCCUUGUUAGAUGAAAAAACUAAUGAAUUACUGAAUCGGUUUGCCUGUGAUGUAAAAGAGAAGUGGAAUUCUAAAACUGAACUAAUUGGACCAUCUUCUGAAUUCUCAUUAGGCAGAAUCCUUGACAAAAACCAGAGGGCUAUUUUGCAUAGUGCUCUUAGGCAGAAAUUUCCUUUUUUAAUAACUGUAGGAAAAAACAGUGAAAUUGUUGUAAAACCAAAUCUUGAGUAUCAAGAACUCUGUCACUUGGUAUCUGAAGAAGAAGCAUUUGACUUUUUUAAAUAUUUGGAUGCAAAGAAAGAAAAUUCCAAAUUUACCUUUAAACCUGAUAUAAACAAAGAUCACCGAAAGGCUGUCCACCAUUUUAUCAACAAAAAGUUUGGAAAUCUUGUGGAAACCAAAUCUUUUCCUGAACCGAAUUAUGCUGCUGAUAAUCCAAAGGCAGUGAUAACAGUAAGAUUUCGGGAAAAGGCACACAAGCCCAGGAAAAGGUCUCUUCAUGAAUGCCAGGGAAGAAGAGUUAUAUACACAGCCUUUACCCUACGAAAAGAAAAUCUGGAAAUGUUUGAAGCAGUUGGUUUUUUAGCUAUCAAACUUGGAGUGAUUCCUUCGGAUUUUAGUUAUGCAGGACUUAAAGACAAGAAAGCCAUCACUUAUCAAGCAAUGGUUGUUAGAAAAGUGACGCCAGAGAGGUUGAAAAAUAUUGAAAAAGAAAUUGAAAAGAAAAGAAUGAAUGUGUUUAAUAUUCAGUCUGUAGAUGAUUCCCUUAGACUCGGUCAGCUCAAAGGAAAUCACUUUGAUAUUGUCAUCAGAAAUUUAAAAAAUCAAAUAAAUGAUUCUGCAAACCUGAGAGAGAGAAUUUUGGAGGCAGUAGAAAAUGUUAAGAAUAAAGGGUUUGUGAAUUACUAUGGACCACAGAGAUUUGGGAUAGGAAGGAAAGUUCACACAGACCAAAUUGGAUUGGCUUUGCUGAAGAGUGAAAUGGUGAAGGCUGUACAGUUAUUUCUUACACCAGAAGAAUUGGAUGAUCCUGUAAAUAGAGCAAAGAAAUAUUUUCUUCAAACUGAGGAUGCUAAAGGCACACUUACACUGAUGCCUGAAUUCAAAGUUCGGGAGAGAGCAUUGUUGGAGUCCUUGCAUCGCUUUGGCGUGACAGAGGAGGGCUGUAUCCAGGCGUGGUUCUCUUUCCCCCAUUCCAUGCGCAUAUUCUAUGUUCAUGCAUAUAGCAGCAAAAUCUGGAAUGAGGCAGUAUCUUACAGACUUGCAACCUAUGGAUCAAGAGUGGUGGAGGGUGAUUUGGUCUGUUUGGAUGAAGAUAUUGAUGAUGAGCAUUUACCAAGUAGUAAAGUUCAUCUAGUAACUGAAGAAGAGGAAUCAGCUAAUACAUAUGCAAUACAUCAGGUGGUUCUUCCAGUGCUUGGAUACAAUAUUCAGUACCCAAAGAACAAACUAGGGAAGUGGUACCAGGAAGUACUCAGCAGAGAUGGACUACAGACAUGUAGAUUUAAAAUACCUACUCUGAAACUGAAUGUUCCAGGAUGCUAUAGAAAGAUUUUGAAACAUCCCUGUAAUCUCUCAUACCAACUAAUAGAAGACCAUGAUAUUGAUGUCACGAAGGAAGGUUCCCACAUCGAUGAAGCAACUUUAUCUCUUUUGAUCUCUUUUGAUCUUGACGCUUCGUGUUAUGCUACCGUUUGUCUGAGGGAAAUAAUGAAGCAUGACUUUUAAAACGGAUCCCCUUAAUAUAAUCGUGUAUGUGCCACUUUUUAAAGGAAAGGGAGCUAAAGUUUCUUGGGCAUCUACCAUGUGCUAGGAGCAUUAUAACUGUUAUCUCCUUUAAUUACACAACAUCCUGAUGAAGUAGGAAUUUGAUACUUACAUUCCAGAGGAUGGAUAGCUAGUAAGUGGCAGCAUCUGAGUUGAAGACUCCAAAGCCUUUGUUCUUUCUAUUAUCUAAUAUCUCGGUGACCUUUAGUCUGUGCUAUAAAAGUUAGUCUUUCUGGACUGUCAGGAGCAUAUAAUACUGCAGGAUGACAUUAAAGAAGAUAACAUUAAAGAAAAACAUUUUUGGAGUAAUGUUUAUAUCCUCAAGCUCCUUGCUUAGAAUGUAGAUGAAACUAGGUUGUAAUGAAAACAGGGUUGGAAAGAUAGAUGAAGCAUUUUGUAAAUUAUUGCCAUUCUCUCCUAUUUUUGAAAUUAUUGAUCAGAACAGUACAUUAGGAAAAUAUAAUCCCUGUAUUUAUGAUAGCUACCCCAGGGUAGUUUACCCCUUUAUGAGGUAAAUAAUCUUUGGUGAAGAUUGAAAUAAAAUGUUUCCUACAGUUUCUUUAUCUUGACAUAUAUUGACCCUCCACUUUUUUGUUGUUUUUGUUCUGUCAUCUAAAACAGAAAUUUUAGAGUCAGGCUGAUCUGUGCUCAGACUCCAGCUCUGACGCGUACUAGUGACUGAGUGUUAUUGAUUCUCUUUGAGGCUCAUUUAAGGAAUCAAGAUAGCACCAGUCUCAUAAGCAGCAAACAAUAGAAUUAUCUCCACCUUUUUGCGUUGCUGGAGGAAGAAAAACAUUUUACCCAUUUCGAAAAUUCGGUAUUUGUUGGUUUAAUUAUCCACAUCACAGACUAUCCUUAUCUACUUACAUCAGGUACAUUUGGGGGAAAAGGAAUAUACUGAUUGGGAAAAUCUGAGCAUUCUUUUAUUGCUGGUAGCGCUACAUAAUGACUUAAAAAGCUGUCAAGAGUAUUAUAUAUUAGUAAUGUGGCACUUUUAUAUACUUAAGUCAGUCAAACCAUUUUGGGUAUAUUAGCAUAAGGAAAUAAAAUUCCAAAGAAGGAAAAGAACGGUAUGCAAUGCAAAAUUUGCUUAGUGCAGCAUUCCUAUAUAUAUAGAAAGAAAUUAGAAACAGUUUGGAAGUCCAGCAUUAGCUAACUAAAAGGAAAAUGAGAUGUAACAACUUGAUGGCAAAACAUUUAGUUAUUAAAGUUGAUGAUGAAGGUUUUAGGUAUGUGAGAAAAUGUUGCCCCACAAAACCAUGUAUAUAUAUAUAUAUAACCAUAUAUAUAAAACACAAAUGCAGUAUGUGCACUGCAUGCAGCUUUUACACAGGAGAGGCACUUUAGCAUAGUGAUUAAAAGCUUAGAUACUGGGGACAGGCUCCCCUAGUUUGAAGCUUGCCUCUGCCGCUUAGAGCAGUGUGGCCUUGGACAAGUUGUUUAAGCUUUGUGGGUUUCAGUUUCAACAUCUAUAAAACAGGGAUGAUAAUAAACCUACCACUUAGGAUUAUUGUGAUGAUUUGCCGAGUUAAUACAUGUAAAGCAGCUUAGAAAAGUGCUUAGCAUUUAGUGAUUGUUAAAUCAAUGUCCACAGAUGCAAGUUAGGAAGGGAACAGAAAAAAAUGAAAAUGCCAUUCUGUUAAGAUCGUAGAAUGUUUGGAAUUUUUUUAAUACUAGAAAGUUCCUCUUUUGUCUUUAUAUAUUUUAAUAAUAAACAAAUUCAAGACACAAAACUUUCAGAUUGUGGUACCAUGGAUUUUAAAAAUUACUUUUAUUGCCUUAAUAUUUAUCGAAAAUGAAAUGAUGCUAUAUUAAAUAGUAAAAAAAUUUAGAAAUGAUGUUUUAACUUUAUUUUAUAUGAUAAAUUAUAUCCUAUAAAUGUAAUCAGAAAGUGAAUUACUAAAUAAUUAAAUCCCAAUUUUCUUUUAAUCAUCGGGUAGCAAUUAGAAAAUACGAAAUCAUUAAAAAUGUGCCAUCAUUGAUAGUAUUUUCUUUGCCUGUAGAUGGCACUAUAAUUUUAGGUAUCUUUCUAAUUUAUUUAUUUAGUACUUUGGCCCUGUGUAAAGAAAGGUAUCACUAAAGUUAUUUCAGGUCACCAUAAAAUGUAUUCAGAUACUGUUCAUGUGAAAAAUUAUUUUAUAUACUAAUAAUAUUUGCCACGUUAAUUUUUUUUUUUUCAGUAAGGACUUGAAUAGACUUUGGACCAAAUGAUGAGCAGUCACCUAAGUUUUUGCAGUUUUUCUGGAGCAUUUCAGGCUUUCAGAAGAAGAAUCUUUGGAUUAGCUUUAAUUUUCAGCGUUGCAUUUGAAACUGAGCAAUAGUGCCUCAGGAUUACUAAGGUAAAACAAAUGGAGGUCUUUUUAUUAAGAUAAAAACACUUGGACUUUUGUAAGUUGUAAUAAACUGAAGUCAUAUGCAACUUUGAUCCAAGUAACAUUUUUUCUGAGUGUUGUGCCACUCCUCUCAUUGUAAUCCAUGUACCCACCCUGUAGGUGGGUAGUGUUUUCCCUGUUUUUGCAAAUGAGAAAAUAUUUGAGUGGUUUACUGACCUAUUCAAGGUCAAACAAGAUGCUAUUUGGGAACUUGAUUAUGCUUCCUAGAGCAGUACUGCUUUCAUCUACCUAAUAUUUGCCUUCUGAAAACAAAAUUUUUGGUUAAUUAUUUCUACCAACUUAUUUCUUGAUAUCGAUUAAUAGGCAUAUUGGAGCAGGUCUUGAGAGAAACGAGAUUCCUUUUGAAGUUUUGAAACCAAAAUAAAAGCAAAGGAGAUCGUUUAGGAAAUUUCCAAAGCAUUUUGGGGUAUUUUCCAGGACAUUUUGGGACUUGUAUCUCAAUGAUGGGCAACAUCAUUAUAGGUUAUAGAGGGUUACUUUAGAUGAUACCUGGUACAAUAUUAAAUAUCACUGAAAAAGUACAGUGAGAGGAUUGUUUAUUCCCCCCCCCAUACUCUUUUAAUCUCUUAAUCAACCAUUCUGUUUAAGACAAGGAGAAAGCUGGCUGAAAUUCGUUUACAUAUGUCACUUGCUGGAUUUACCUUUUUAACAGAGAUUGUGCAGGCCUGAGGCUCAGGAAUACCAGCAAGCAACAAUAUCUAACUAGAAUUUCAUAAUACUGCUUUGUUUUAUUGAGUUUAUUUUUCUAGUUACCUUUUUUAUGGCAAAUAAUCUUGGUUUUCAACUUAUGUGAUGUUUCUUUCAAAAAUAAAUUUUAAAAUGAGGAACUCAGUGUAAAGGUAAUAAGGAACUACUAGUAUAGAUAUAACAGUAAUUAUGACAGCAGUACAUGAAUGGUUGAAGUUUGGGAAAUAGUGAGAGUGCCUGAACUCAGAGAGUGCCUCUACCACUGCAGUAGGGUGUCCCUAUAGUAACCCACUGAAUUUCUCUGUUGUGAUCUCAGGUGUGAAGUAAUGUUAGUAAUCAUUUUUCAGUCCAGGACUGUACUGCAUCAAACAAAAUAAUGAAAAAUACACAAAUGCAAGAUACUGUGAACACAAGUACUAAUGAUCACAUGCCAUAUCUUAAAAUUUCACUGAUAGGGAUUUUCUUUUAGAAAAUCUUAUGAAACACCAAGAAGAGUGCCCAGCACCUAGUAAAUUCUCGAUAAGUGUCAGCUUGUGUUAUUAUAGUUAAUAUUACUUUACUGUGCUCUCUGAUGAAAGUUUUACAGUUGAAUGGUUAAUGAAUUUCCCUUGAGAUCUGAUCUGACUCUUAUCUUAGCAUAAAGUAAUUACAGUUCAGCACACUUUUAUUUAUUUUUUUGUAAGUGGAAAGAACUACGUAUUUCUAAAUCUGGGAAUUCAGCAGUUCAUUCAAAUUUAGAUCUUUAAGAACUAUCUAGGUCAGUGUGCCUCAAUAUUUUCCACCUGGGAACUACCCUUAAGAGACCAAGAAGAAAUGAAGCUGCAUAUAACAGUGCAGAAUUUUCUUGUGUUAAUAUCAGGAUAGGAGAAGAGGUUGGAGGGAGACAUAGGGAGUAAGAGAAAUAGGACUUUUCAUUUUUUUCUUUAUUUACUUCUGAAAUGUUUGGGUAUUUAAAUAAGAAUACAUUUGUAUAUUAAUUUUGCAAUUAAUUAAAGAAUACUGAAGCUUCAGAGAGGGUAAGGUAAGGGAACUGAUGGAUUAUGAUUGCAUUUUUUUCAGAAUGGUUCUGGUGGGUCGUGCCAACAUAUUGCCAGAGAGAGAAAUUUCUGCAUUGUACAUUUUAACAGUACUAAUGGCGGUUAAUAUAAGUAAGGUUUAGUACCUGUGCUAUGGAUUUUGCUUUCAGAUUCAGAAAGAUUCUUACAAACAGCUUGAUGUCUCAUGGUACUGUUUUAAUCUUUUUUUUUCUAAGCCCUUCUGCUUUACAUAUUUCUGAUAAGCCACAAAGCAAUGCCAAAUAUAUGACAUAAUAAUCCACAGACAUUUGAGUGCCCCUAAGUUAAAGGCACUCUGUAAGAUGCUAUGGGGAAAGACAAACAGAUAAUACCCCUGACUUUGAGGGAUUAACAGUGUUAUGUCCUUGAAGAUAUCAUUUUAUUUGAAAUGCCGUCUGGAAAAAGAGUAUACAGACCACUAGAUGGCGAAGGGAAAAACAAGCAGCGUCUUUGCAUUUCACUUACGGCUCACUGUAUGACGAAUAAUAGGUUUCUUGACCUCUCAGCACCUCAUUCUGAAUCUUUAAAUGAUACCUAUAUUAGCAUCUCCACGCAUUUUGAGAUCUCCUCUUAAAAUAUGCUUUGAAGUAUUCAGUCUAAAUGCUUCUUUCUCGAAAGCUAUAGUUUAAAGAAUGGGAAAUGGUGUUAGCAGAGUUAAUCUUGUGUAAUUUCAGUGUGGGUUGUCAGGAAUACCUUUAAGUAAAGAAAAUGACUCUAAUCUUCUUAAGCAAUUCGUUUUCUCAGCAACUGGGAGGCAGGAGCUAAUUUACUCUGCCUGUGUACACAGGCCUGUCUUAUUAAAGGAAAAUUUUACUCAUGGAGAGAAGUCACAAUACCCAUGAAAUUAUUUAUAUUUAGACAUUGGAAAAUGUGGCAAAAUAUAAGAAACAUUAAAUUGUCUUUUCUAUAUCAGUUUCCUUCCUAAAUACCCAACUCAAUUACCAAUAUUUUCUGUUACAAAGAGGAAAUUUAAUCAUGGAGUUGAAACAAGAGCUAUUUGGUUGUUUUUAAAGGGAGGAGAACAAAGAGCUGGUCACUCACUCCUUAUAUGAGGGUGUUUGAGCAGCAAGAUGGGUGGAGAGUGGAGAGGGUUAGGGACUUAGUUCUUUAUGCUUUGAUUCCAAGUCACCCUUUUCUGAUAAGCCUUACUGGCAUUUUCUUAGACUGGUUAUGUCAGGAUUCUGAAGCUUUCACUACAAUAGGGUGUUAAUCUUAGCUGAUUACUGUUCCCAUCCCCACCCCUGGUCAUAAAGGACUAGUGUUCUUUUCUGGAAAGGGAAGAUGAAGACUCUUUCUAUAAAUAACCUUUAUAGUUUCUUUAGGUUAUACUAAAAUGUGGUGUUUUUUUUUUUUUUUUUGCGUAUGAUUUUCAAAAGGAAACUAAUUUUUCCAUAAAAUAUCUUAAGGGAAAUCUAAUAGAUUUUAUGGUAUAUAAAUAAUAGCAAUGCACUUUUCACAUUUAGGAACCAAUAGAAGAACCAGGAAGCAGUUAUUCUGAAUUCAAAGAACAUUCUUCCAAGGCAUUGAAAGAGAAAACUUUAAUUUCAAAGUGAAGCAUUUGAUGGUUGUGUUUUUAAUGUACAUAUUCUCUCUCGUUUUGAUUGUUGUGAUAAUUUUCUAACUGACCGCCCCCAUUCUUCACUCUAACUGGUCUAUCUUUGUAUAUAUACUCAUGUCAGUUACCGCUUCCCCCCCACCAAAAAAAAAGUAGAAAUCUGAUCCUGUCAUUGUGUUGAGACCAUAUAACAUUUCAGGGGCUUCCCAGUACCUAUGGAAUGAAAGUCCAGAUUCCUAAACACAGCACAUGUAGACAUGUACAGCAUGGUUUCAGAUUAUCUUCCAAAUGUCAUCUGCCUCUUACUCUCUAAUACAUACCUUUUGGUUAAGUUCUGUUUGCUCCUUGCCAAAUAUAGCAAGUUUUCCCAUGUUUUGUACCUCAACCUCCCAUUCUCCAUGGCAGAAAGUCCUCUCUGUUUAGGUUAAAUAAAUGUCUUGUCUGUGAAAUCUGUGUUCUCAUAACACUCAUACUGUUCAUAUCAUGUUAUACUUAUUUGAUUGAAUAUCUGGCUCAUCUACUACUAACUAUUUAAGGGCAUUCUUCUUUAUACCUCAGGUACCCAUCAGUGCCUGACAUGUAGUAGGCUUAAAAAUGCUGAAUGAAUACCACAAACACACCAUAGUAAAGUUACUUGGUAAAUAUAUGUAUCUCAGGAAAGUUCUAAAAUAGCCUUUUACCCUCACAGAAAGUUUAGAGUAUUAGAAUUGGAACUCAUUAUAAUGCCUUUCCACUUUUACAUGAAUUGCCAAAAUAAUUUUAAUGGUUUCAUCUUUGUCAUCACUACCUGAAAAAUGCCUACUUUUGAUUGAAAUAUUAAAUGCAUUGUAGAAUUUCACUUAACAACUCAGAACAAGCUGUCAGGGAAUAUAACCAUUCUCAUGUUACAAAUGAAGAUUCUAGGGCUUGAAGAGGUUAAGUAGCGCUUACCCUAGGUUGCAAAGAGAGUUUACCCUAGCUCUUUUUGUUUUCAGGGCCCAUGGUGAUAACUACUUUGUUCUGCUGAUUCCUAAUGCAAAAUGCCUCAGUUCACUUUGCUUAACUAGUGAUUAUUUAAUUUCUGCCCAUCUCUGAAUUUACCUGUAUAUUUCUAGUACUUUAUGACAUUAAGGCAACCUGGGGGAAGACUCACUAAGUGACAAAAUGAUAAUGGCUGUUAAUCAUUGGGCACUAUGUGCUUAGCAUUUUACAUCUUACCAAUAAGCACCUACCUAUGGGAUAAGUACCAUUACUUUUAUUUUAUAGAUGAGGACACAGAGAUAGAGUACAAUUAAGAACCUUGAGAAGGGUGAAACACGGAGCCAGAGCUGAAACUCAGAUGCUUUUUCUUACAGAAUCCAGAGACUCUUAAGCCAUGAACUUGGUUUGAAAUUAAGUGGUAGUGACUCCGGUCAUGUCACAGAGCCAACACCAAUGUUCUCUUGAGGAAGUUGCAUUCAUCCCAGGUUUCCCAUACAUGUUCAAAGACAGUAAGCAGCACAGAAAAAAAAAAAAGCAAGGCAUCAUGAAUAAGUGUCAGCAAAAACAAAAGACAAUAUAAAGAGACCUGCAGGACUUCAGAAUAAUAGACAUGGACUUCAUGUUAACUAUUUUUAAAGAAGUAAGAGAUGACCUUGAAAAUCUGCAGGGAACAAGAAGCUACAACACAAUCUAGUAUAUUUGAAAAAGAACCAACAGACUUUCUAGAAGUGAAAAUGUAGUAAUCAAAACUUAAAACUCAUGAGUUUAAUAACAUUACACAAAAUUGAAAGCAAAUUAGUAAGUUGGGCCCAAAAAAAUCCAGAAAGGAGCAAUGAGAUUUUAAAAAAUUACAGAGAUGAGACAUGGAGGAUAGAGUGAGAAAAUUCAAAAUACAUUUAAUUAGAAUCUGAAGGAAAGGAGAAAGAAUAAGGUAAAGGCAAUAGUUGAACAGAUAGUGGCUGAGAGUUAUCUGGAACUAAUAAGACACUAAAAUACAGAUUUCAGCAGUCCAAUGAAUCCCCAGUAGUGUAAAUAAUAAAGCCAGAUUGAGAUACAUCAUAGUGAAUAUGCAGCACAUCAGUAAUAAAAAGAAAAAUCUUAAAAGCAGCUGGGUAAAGAUUAUUCUCAGGGUGUGUGAUAGCUUACUCUCCAGAGCAACAAUGGAAUAUAAUGAAAUAAUUGAGAAAGUUUACAACUAAGUACUGACUCUCACCAGAGGAAAUUAGAACAAAAACAAGCUUCAGGCAGAAGGUAGAGGAUCUCAAAUCAAAAGCCUAAGGUGGAGGAAUGAAUGAUGAACAGGAAAAGUGGUAAAUAUGUGGCUAAAUAUAAACAAACAUUGCCUUGAUAAAAUGAUAAUAUCCGCAAUAUCUUGUGGGUUAAAUAAGGAUGAUAAAUUAAAACAUAGCACCUGGGAGGGAACUAAAAGGGGUUAAUGAUCUAAGGUGGUAUUAGCUGUAAAAAAGGAUAAACAUUGAUUAAUUUUAAUCUUUGAUAAACUGGAACGGUGUGGUAUAAUAUCUAUAAUACUAAAAGAAUGAAAACGGUUAUAACAUCCAAACUUGGUGCAGGAUGAUUGCUCUAACAAUGUGUUCCCUACAGGUUAGAGUUUUGUGAUUAGUUUGAUAUACUGGAUAACAGACAUUUGAUUCAAUACAAGAGUCAUUUCCAUUGUCAUGAAAAAUUUUAACAUUGAAUAUUUCAAGAAGAAUAGGAAGAGUUAGCUUCUUCAAACAUAAUUUCAAGUGUUGUAAACUUUGAAUGAUUGUAAAAAAAAGAUUUAAAAUUUUUCCCACAAAAUUUUAUGCAGUUAUGUAUAUAUAGUAUUUACUAUUUUCUAGGCAUUGUCACAAACACUUAUUCUCUUAAUGAUAAGUUUUGACCAGGAGGUGUGCAGAUGUUGCUAUUUCACACACAAAAUCCAUGAUUAAAACAUUAUGGUCAGAGAAGCAAGCUCAAAUUUCUUAUUAAAAUUUUGAAAAUACUUUAUUUUGAAACUUCAUAUAUAUUCGGUAUUUAAUAUCUUCCAUAGUAGGUCUGUUUUAUUUUUCUUAUCAUAAUUAUAUAAAAGCAAUAUUGUUUUUCACUAACUCAUACCCCUGAAUUCUUUCCAGCCUAUAUUAGUGUGAUACAAAUAUCAUUUUCUGCAUGUGAGGGAAGAGGCUGGAGAACACUACAUUAUAUAGAGCCAGAUAGAGUAGAGGAGAGUAUGAUCAUUCUGCAUUCUGCAUUUUUAAGACUAUAUUAAAAACAAAAAAAUAUUAGAAAAUACAUGCAUAAUAAAUAUGACUACUCAUAUUUAUUUCCUUGUGUGUUUCUCCUUUACUUUUCUUUCUUUUUUGUUCAUGCCCCCAUGCUCUCAGUCUGCAUUUGACAACUGACUUGAUCAGUUCCAUAGCCACAAAAAGUCAUAAGUAGUUGGCUUCAUAAAAUACUUCUGUGACCUUUGUACUGAUGGUUUCUAGUGUUCCCAGAAGAAAACUCACUAGGAGCCAGCCUUCAACUUCAAUGCCUACUCUAAUUUCACAGUGAAAUAUAUCCAUGUACUUAUAACCCCCUCCUUGCUCAUCUAACUCUGCUAGGUAUUCUUCUCCAUGUUUUAAUGCUCCAAGGAAAACUGGGGGGCUACCUUAGAAUUUUCUCUGCCUAUUUCUGGAGUGUUAGAAUGCUUAUUUUUAUCAUACAGUCACUUUCUAGGUGACAAAUCAAGUAAAGUAUUUUGGCAAUCAGCUUAAUUGCUCUAGUAAUUGCAGUGGAAUAGAAUUUCUCCUAAUAGGAGCUAUUAGGAAAUAUUCCACAUGUGUUUAAUAAGACAAAUUAGAGAACUUAACGUUUAAAUCCUUGGUUACUGUUUUUAUAAUUGAGUUUAAGGUCAUCCAAGAGACAAUAAGUCUUAUAAGUCUUAAACUUACGUCUCUGGUCUAAACACCUUCAGGUGACUUGUGAUAUGAAUGUGGUUGUGCAAGUGGGCUUUUACCCCUUUUCCUGAACGGAAAUCAUAUAAGAGCAAUAAGGAAAACAGCAUUUUUUUUUAAACCAGCAAACAAUAUGAUAAGCAAAUUUUAAGUGCAUGUAAGAACUGCCAAGAGCAGCUGAGACCUGAAAAAGGUUGCAUGGUAGGACGUGGGGAAAAAAGUGGCAAGAGGGUUCAGUAACAGCAGAUCUCAGAAGCAGCAAGAAAGGCUUUUCCUAAAUAUGACAGGUCUACCCUAAAGAGAAAAUUUUGGUAGGUAAGGCUGGUGGCAAAAACACUGCCAAACGUGGUUUGAGGCCAAACGAAGCAUCUCAAAUAAUAAUGUUGUAUUUGUAGGAAACAGAAGAGAGCAUCUUUGAGUUAUAAAUCAUGGAAGAUUAUCCUGGCCUCUCCCGCCUAACCAAGAACCUCCUGCAAAUAGCUGGCCCAGGAAAAUUCAAGUCAUUCAACAAUGAGUAGCAAAGGAAACUGGCACACUCUCAACACAAAGAUAAACAUGUGGGGAAAAAAGAUAAAGUUGUGGAAAAGAGCAGCAAAAUUUACCAACAGCCUGCAAAAAAGGUGACCAUGAAGAUAAAAAUUGUGACACGCUUUUAUUUUAUUUUUUGGUAAAGAAAUCACUUCUGUGAAAGAAGACAAAGAAAUGGAAGAAGAAAGAAAACGUAGGAAAUAUAACACAAGAUAAAGGAGGGAGGAGAGGAAACCUGAGACAGCAGAUUUCAAGAAAGGUGCAGAAGGCAGAACCAUCAGAGAAAUGAAGAUGAAAUUGAAGCAAGCACAAAAAGCAGUAGACAAUGAGAAGAAUACAAGGGACGAAAAAGCAACUGGAAACCACCCAAACGUCUAUAAAAGGAAAAUGGAUGAAGAGAUGGUGGUGUAUUCAGGCAAUAAAAGAAAAAAUUUAAGAUACAUGCAACGGCGUGAUGAAUAUCAAAAAUAUUGUAUUGCAUGAGGGAAGCCAGGAACAAAAAGAGGACAUGUGCUGUGAUUCCAUUUAUAUGAAAUUCAAAAAAGGCAAAAUAAAUUGUAAUAAAAAUCAGAACAGUUGUUGCUUCAGUGUGUAUGUGUGUACGGUGGGGGUGGAAGCAAGGGGAGUUGGAUCUAAGGGCUGGACGGGAAAUUUUUGUGUGAAGGAAAUAUUCUACGUCUUGUUUGGGAUGGGGUAAAUGGAUUUAUAAAUUUGUUAAAACUUGUUAGACUGUGUACACUUAAGAUCUGUAUAUUUCACUGUAGGUAGAUUAUACUUGAGUAAAAUAUUAUAACGCGUC